Molecule: messenger RNA, 1403 nt
Organism: Salarias fasciatus (jewelled blenny)
Lineage: Eukaryota; Metazoa; Chordata; Actinopteri; Blenniiformes; Blenniidae
Gene: ppcs
Product: phosphopantothenoylcysteine synthetase
Exons: 4
Coding region: 103-1071 (322 amino acids)
Source: RefSeq, a predicted model, not a curated record
GGUCUUUCAGGAAGUGUCUGACUUGUGCAGUUUAGCUGAUUUAAAAAAACUGAACACACUACAAAAUCUCAGUCCAAAGGUUCCUGCACGCUGCCUCAGGAGAUGGCUGAACCCAGAAUAUCCUCCUCCAUCGACGGGAAGUUAGCCGAGGAGUUUGCCGUUCCCUCCCAUGUGGAGGAAGUCAAGGAGAAGAUGACGGCGUUCGCUGCCUUCCACGCGGCCGCUGGCCGCAGGGUGGUCCUCAUCACCUCGGGAGGCACCAAGGUUCCCCUGGAGUCCCGCACGGUCCGUUUCCUGGACAACUUCAGCAGCGGCAGACGAGGAGCCGCCUCGGCGGAGUACUUCAUGGACUCCGGCUACGCCGUGGUUUUCCUGCACAGGCACCGCUCCCUCUACCCCUACGCCAGGAUGUUCUUGAGCAUGAACAUGCUGGACGCCCUGCAGUUCAGGGAUUUGGACGGCGCGCCGGGGAGCUCGGGGGAGGUGCUGGUGGACCAGCGGGUUCUCCCCAACAUUGGCAGAGUGCUGAAGCGAUACCACGAGGUGAAAGAGGGGAAGCUUCUGCUGCCCGUGGAGUUCAGCACCCUGUCGGAGUAUCUGCAUCUCCUGAAAGCAGCAGCUCAGGCACUCAGUACCAUCGGAGCAAAGGCCAUGUUUUAUCUGGCAGCAGCUGUGUCCGAUUUCUACAUCCCAGCGUCCGAGAUGCCCGAGCACAAGAUCCAGUCUUCCAACGGGCCGCUUCAACUCAGCAUGAAGAUGGUCCCUAAGAUCCUGUCCCCCCUGGUGAAGGACUGGGCUCCUCAGGCCUUCGUCACGUCCUUCAAGCUGGAGACGGACGCCAGCAUCCUGCUGGACAAGGCCCGCCGGGCUCUGGACACCUACAGGCACCAGGCGGUGGUGGCCAACGUGCUGGACUCCCGGCGGGGCUACGUGGUGGUGGUGACCCCCGACGCUCAGGCCGAGCUGCUGCUCAGCGAGGACGACGUGAAGAACGAGGUGGAGAUCGAGGAGAGGAUCGUCGCCAACCUCACGUCGGCGCACGACAAGUUCGUAAGCGAACAGGCGGGCUGACGGACGCUUUCAGUGCUGCGACCUGUUCCGCCCUUCGUGUUGACUGGUUUAUAUUUACCUGCUCUGCUGACAAGUGACUGGAUGCUCGCGCUGCUGUAUCAUUGUUACAGAUAUGUACACAAACAAGGCUUCCCGCCUGUUUACAUGUUCUCAUACCGUCUCUGUUGGGUCAAAAUAAUACAUUAUCGACAGAUCUGAGAAGACUGAUCCACAUUGUACAUUAAUUCAGGACAGAAACGUUUAUUAGUUUUAACAACGAGAAAUCUGUGAUGGGCUGAAGUCCAAUAAACCUGUAAAACUUUGUGAGUGUUCUGGGUUCCAUUUGGAGGAGG